UCAAAGCCCAAGUCAAGCAAUGCAUUCACAACCCACAGAAUAGGCAGGUCUACCUUCUGACGAUAAUCAGCCUCUUGCUCCUCCGUUUGUGCUGCGCUAGUGUAAUAUCACUGUAGGGCGACCUCCAACCUUUGCUGCAACGUCCGUGCGGAAGGUUGUCCGAUAAAGCAAGUUUUCUCGUUUUCAAUGGCUUGAAGUCUCCCUCUGGUUGGCCAAAGAGAAACGCAAAUGUGAGAGGUGCACAUAUGGCGGUUGAUCUGGCUGGUGGUUUGGCCUUUUGAGGAUGAAGCAAGUGUUGUGUAUGGACUGAGUGCUGUAGUAAACUAGACGAGAUUGUCAUUGAAACUUGUCGCCAACGACUUCAAGUCAAGUGCCGUCUGAAGAGCAUACUCGCAGAGAAAACCUUCUCUCUGCCUUCAUUUCUAUUUCUGCAUUUCUGCCACCGGAAGGGGUUAUUGUUACAGCAUCAAGUUGGUGUAGAUUUCCUUGAGGCCAGAACACAUUGUCUCAGGCGGCGGAUAAUGCUGUUCAAAAAGUUGCGUCACUCGAGGGCAAAACGAAACGAAACAAAUCGUCACUCCUCGGGUUCGUCGGAAUGUUUGUGGUUUCCGUUAAGGAACUCCCUCAUUGAAAGUGAAUCUGGAAGUGAUGUGAUCUUCUUGGUCGGUUCCAAACCAGACGUUCAACGCAUUCCCGCUCACUCUUGGAUUCUAGCUGAGAAUAGUCCCGUGUUUAAGGCCAUGUUUCGUGGGCCUUUGAACGAACUUCGGCGUUGUUCGUCAUCGGGCUCGAGCAAUGCCGUGGUACCAGGAUCCGCCCGUCCCAUUGGGAGCGUCACUUCCCAUGGGGGCGUUCUCAAAAGCGGGAACACCGCUAAAGUGGCAGCCCUGACCGCGACUGCCACGCCUCUGCCUUCGACGAAGCGGAGAACCACAAUCCCCGUGAGCGAUGUGGACGGUCGAGCAUUUGAUAUCUUAUUGAGGUACCUGUACAACGAGACUGUCCAGCUCCAAUCCGUCAUGACGGCCCUAACUACGUUGUAUGCCGCUCACAAGUACAUGUGUCCGGGCUUGGCGAAGAUCGUUGUGAAAUACCUCAAGGAGAACCUCUCUGAGAAAAACGUCUUGUUGGUGCUACAGCAUAUCUGCCUCUACUGCUCCGUUGUCAAUGAGCAACAGGGACAGCAUGAACAAACGCCCCAUGUUCAGCAACCCGGUAAAGCCCAUUAUUGGGACGUGCCUAUCACAGAAUCACCUCGUGCCUAUUUUGCUGCGUCCUCCGCGGAGGACGUCUUGUCAAAUCGUCAGAGACCAGACGCCACAUCAAGGUUCAGAGAGGUGGCGGAUGACUUUGUUGAGGACGAUGAAGAAGAGGAAGAACAAGAGGAAGGCAUAGAGGAGGAAGAUCCGUUUGGUGACCGCUAUUCACCAUCGGCUCCACCCCUCGAAGACGACCCUCUUUUGGCCGUGGACGAUGAGAACCAUUACAGUGCUGGUAUGGCCUCGUCCUUAGCUCCGGGGAAACGCAAGCAGAAAGUGGAUUGCUGCAAUAGCCUCAUGAAGGAGUGCCUGGAACUCAUUGAUGCCCGUGCUACUGCAGUCCUCGAAAGUGAAGACAUUGAAGAUAUAGACAUUAGUGCCCUUAAAAUGGUGAUUUGUCGAGAGACGCUUUGUGUGCGAUCGGAACUGGACGUUUACCGAGCCCUCCUGCGGUGGUCAGGCCGAGAGUGCAAGCGACAAAAGAUCGAGAUCACCCGCUCCAAUCGGAGGCGGGUCCUAGAAGGUGGCCAAUAUUUAGUGCGUUAUCUAACCCUUAGUCAGGAGGACUUUAUCGAGGCCUCGGGAUUGCUCAGUGAAGAAGAGCAGGAUGCAUUACUAAGUAUUAUUAGCUGUGACGGCAGUGACGAACCCUUACCCGACCACCUGAUCGGCUGUCGGAACAUCAUGAAGACAAAACGUCGGGGCAAGUCUCCACCCCAUGGGAUCUCUCUGUCCUCUGGACGGCGAAGGUUUCCCACCAGUUUAGGGCGGAUCAAGCGUUCCAAAAAGGAGAAGCGGGCUUUGGCCGAAAAGGAGCGUCGAACCAAGGCUCAACUCCAUAAGCCAGAGAAGGAGAAAUUCAAUAUCAUUGAGGAGUUCUUCGUGUGUCUCGCCUGUAUCUUUGAUUGAAACCGAGCAGAGUGAGACCCUCAUUCAAUUCGAGGGCUCCUCUCAAGUCAUAAUUGUGAUGGAACACGGUCCACAAAUCCGGCCGAUGGCUGCAUACACAUACACUACCUAGCUUUAAAGAGAUACUAGAACCGCGCAAAUGAUGGACUGAUUUCAACGAAGAAGAUGAGGGAGACAGAACGAAAGAACGAAGAAACGAAAAAGAGAGCAGACAUGUCUCCUUUGACAAAGGAGUCUUCAUUAAUAUAGUCAUUCAUGCUCAUCGUUCGUUCUCUCUUUGUCUUGAUAUCAAAACGCCAUAUCAUGAGCAUCUCGAAACAAAAAUAACUACAACAACAACUAUAACAAAUAUGUAACAACAGGACUGGAUGAUAUACAACGAACCUUUCCCCUUAUUUAGAGAACAUCGAUUGUAUGGUUAUGAUUAUUACAAUUACUAGAAAUAUUCGCUUUUGUAGCAAUUGACGAGUGGUCUCGUUAGCCUCCGAAAGCGGAAGGCUUCGGACAUAAAUUAUGUGUUCAAUUUCCACGUGAAUGUCUCUCGUUGGCUUCUAUCAGAUCUUCAUCAUCAUCAUCAUCAUCUACAACAACAACCGAAACCAAAACAACGACAACCAUCUCAGCAUGGAUAUUUCUAAAGAAAACUCAUUCCAUCACAACCCAAUUCUAAAUUGAGCACCGUUUUAUAAGCACUUGACGCCAUUGGCAAGCUCCCUGUUCCAAAUGAUUGUCCCACCUAGAACAGAAUCAGAAUCCAUGUUGUGUCACUUUGUCCCACAGAGAAAAAAAACACACCCCCCACAACUCGUUUUUGCCCUUGCUCUAGAUCCACUUCUCUAUGCAAUAAAUGAUGAGAGUAAGAAAUA
Messenger RNA from Tigriopus californicus, 3034 nucleotides. RefSeq lists its product as uncharacterized. The record is from RefSeq and is a predicted model, not a curated record. Gene Ontology annotation, cellular component: P-body; cytosol. The coding region runs from base 522 to 2168 and encodes 548 amino acids. The transcript has 3 exons. Gene Ontology annotation, biological process: neurogenesis. Gene Ontology annotation, molecular function: protein binding. NCBI's taxonomy places the organism in Eukaryota, Metazoa, Arthropoda, Copepoda, Harpacticoida, Harpacticidae.